CGCCGCCUUCCCCGCCCGCCCGCCCGCCGGCACAGCGCGGGACGGAGCAGCGGCGGCCCCGCGGUGGAUGCGGGAGCAGCGCCGGCUCAGGAAUGCAGCAGCCGGGCGGCGCGGACGGGAGCCUCCCGCUGCUGCUCCCGCUGCUGCUGCUGCUGCGAGCGGGGAGCCGCGCCGAGCCCGGGGACGCCACGCAAGGAGUGAAUUCCUCGGUUGUUGCUGAUUUCAUGCCCACGUCCUCAUGGAACAUCUCAAGUGAAUUAGAUAAAGAUUAUUUCCUGACGCUGGACGAACCCAUGAACAACAUCACCACCACCCUGGGCCAGACUGCAGAGCUGCACUGCAAAGUGUCAGGGAACCCCCCUCCCACGGUCAGGUGGCUGAAGAACGACGCUCCCGUGGUGCAGGAGCCCCGCAGGAUCUCCUUCCGAGCCACCCCCUACGGCUCCCGCCUGCGCAUCCGCAACCUGGACACCACCGACACCGGCUACUUCCAGUGCGUGGCCACCAACGGCAGGAGGACUGUCUCCACCACUGGCGUGCUCUUUGUGAAGUUUGGUCCCCCGCCAACAGCAAGCCCAGGAUCCUCGGAUGAGUAUGAGGAGGAUGGGUUUUGCCAGCCCUACAGGGGCAUCGCCUGCGCCCGCUUCAUUGGCAACAGAACCAUCUACAUGGAGUCCCUGCACAUGCAGGGGGAAAUAGAAAAUCAGAUUACAGCUGCCUUCACCAUGAUCGGCACCUCCAGCCACUUGUCGGAUAAGUGCUCCCAGUUUGCCAUCCCCUCGCUGUGCCACUACGCCUUCCCCUACUGCGACGAGACCUCCCCUGCUCCCAAACCCCGGGAUCUGUGCCGGGAUGAGUGUGAGAUCCUGGAGAACGUCCUGUGCCAGACCGAGUACAUCUUCGCCAGGUCCAACCCCAUGAUCCUGAUGCGGCUGAAGCUGCCCAACUGCGAGGAUCUGCCCCAGCCCGACAGCCCCGAGGCCGUCAACUGCAUCCGCAUCGGGAUUCCCAUGGCUGAUCCCAUCAACAAAAAUCACAGGUGCUACAACAGCACGGGCGUGGAUUACCGGGGCACGGUGAGCGUGACGCGCUCGGGGCGGCAGUGCCAGCCCUGGAACUCGCAGUACCCCCACACCCACACCUUCACUGCUGCCCGGUACCCCGAGCUCAACGGGGGCCACUCCUACUGCAGGAACCCUGGCAACCAGAAGGACGCCCCGUGGUGCUUCACCUUGGAUGAGAACCUCAAGUCUGAGCUCUGCGAUGUCCCAGCCUGUGAUUACAAGGAUUCCAAGGAGAAGAAUAAAAUGGAAAUCCUGUACAUCCUGGUGCCAAGUGUCACCAUUCCCCUGGCCAUAGCCUUGCUCUUCUUCUUCAUCUGCAUUUGUCGCAACAACCAGAAAUCCUCGUCCCCGCCGGUGCAGAGGCAGCCCAAACAUGUCCGGGGGCAGAACGUGGAGAUGUCCAUGCUCAACGCCUACAAACCAAAGAGCAAAGCCAAGGAGCUGCCCCUCUCCGCCGUUCGCUUCAUGGAGGAGCUGGGGGAGUGCGCUUUUGGGAAGAUCUACAAGGGCCACCUCUACCUGCCGGGCAUGGACCACGCCCAGCUGGUGGCCAUCAAGACCCUCAAGGACUUCAACAACCCGCAGCAGUGGGCGGAAUUCCAGCAGGAAGCGUCCCUGAUGGCGGAGCUGCACCACCCCAACAUCGUGUGCCUGCUGGGCGUGGUGACGCAGGAGCAGCCCGUGUGCCUCCUGUUCGAGUACACCAACCAGGGCGACCUGCACGAGUUCCUGGUCAUGCGCUCGCCCCACUCCGACGUCGGCUGCAGCAGCGAUGAGGACGGCACGGUCAAGUCCAGCCUGGACCACGGCGACUUCCUGCACAUCGCCGUGCAGAUCGCCGCCGGCAUGGAGUACCUGGCCGGGCACUUCUUCGUCCACAAGGACCUGGCCGCCCGCAACAUCCUGAUCGGGGAGCAGCUCCACGUGAAGAUCUCCGACCUGGGGCUCUCCAGGGAGAUCUACUCGGCCGAUUAUUACAGGGUGCAGAACAAGUCCCUGCUGCCCAUCCGCUGGAUGCCCCCCGAGGCCAUCAUGUACGGCAAGUUCUCCUCCGACUCCGACAUUUGGUCCUUCGGGGUGGUUUUGUGGGAAAUAUUCAGCUUCGGCCUCCAGCCCUACUACGGCUUCAGCAACCAGGAGGUGAUCGAGAUGAUCCGGAAGCGGCAGCUGCUGCCGUGCUCCGAGGACUGUCCCCCCAGGAUGUACAGCCUGAUGACGGAGUGCUGGCACGACCUGCCCUCGCGCAGGCCGCGCUUCAAGGAGAUCCACGCGCGCCUGCGCUCCUGGGAGGGGCUCUCCAGCCACACCAGCUCCACCACCCCCUCGGGCGGCAACGCCACCACCCAGACCACCUCGCUGAGCGCCAGCCCCGUCAGCAACCUCAGCAACCCCAGGUACCCCAACUACAUGUUCCCGGCGCAGGGCAUCCCCCAGGGCCAGCUGGCGGGGUUCAUGGGGCCGCCGCUGGCGCAGAACCAGCGCUACAUCCCCAUCAACGGGUACCCCAUCCCGCCGGGCUACGCCGCCUUCCCCGCGCCCCACUUCCCCCCGCAGGCUCCCCCCAGGGUGAUCCAGCACUGCCCCCCUCCCAAGAGCCGCUCGCCCAGCAGCGCCAGCGGCUCCACCAGCACGGGCCACGUCACCAGCCUGCCGUCGUCGGGCUCCAACCAGGAGGCCAACAUUCCCUUGCUGUCCCACAUGGCCAUUCCCAGCCACCCGGCGGGCAUGGGCGUGCCGGUGUUCGGCAAUAAAACUCAAAAACCCUACAAAAUGGACUCCAAGCAGUCCUCCCUGCUGGGGGACGCCAGCAUCCACGGACCCAACGACUCGGUGAUCUCGGCCGAGUUGUAAAUACGCGAGGCCUUUGUAAAUAGAACCCUUCGGACGCAGACUCGAAAGGGGUAGGAGAGGUUUUUCUUUUUUCCCUAUUCAAAUAUUUUAUUGAAGAUCCUUUUCUGGCUGUUGGACAGACAUCGCAGCAAAGUGUCUUCUGUGAAGUUUCACUGCUCGCCAGGAUGGGCAGGCACGACCAGACGGAUCCUCCUGGUGGGAAUCCUCAGCCUUGGCCACGGUUCUCCAAGUGCCACCAGCAAUUCAAAGAGAGGCAGAGGGAAUCUGAGGGGUUUUUUUAAAAUAAAAACAUUUUAUCCGAUGCUUUUUCACGGUUUUUUGAAGCUCCGGCGUGGUUUGAAUCACAGGAACAUUUUUUAAUGCUGAAAACCAUAUUUUAAUAUUUGUCUCUUUUUUUAGGAGAUGCAAAGAUUCGGAGAUCUGGGUGUGCAAUUUCAGUGCCAAUAGGGAAAGUAUUUGUAAAUGUUGCAGUCGAGGAUUGUGUUUCAAAUAUGCGAUCUGAGAGCUGAAUCAAUUACUUCAGGUGGGAUUUUGGUCUUUGGUUUGGUUGGGAGUCUGAACUCGGAUUCAUACCAAAAAAUGUCAUUUAUGUGACAGCACAAAUGCUGGAGUUAUCAGCUUGCAGUCUCCAAACCUCAUCUGCUGCUGGCUGCUAAGGACAGCUGGAGCUCUUAAGGAAUUGCCUUAAAGGAAAUGAAAUUAAAGGGCUUUAAUUUCAGAACCUGAAUCAACUUCUUCAAAGAUAACGUUUCAUGAUCUAGUCGCUCAAGCAGGAAUUUUAUAUCCUUUUGUUGCUAUGCAACUGUGUAAUGGAAAAACGCCAAACCACAAUUUUAGAGAUGACAAUCAGUUUUCCCAGGAAUAUUUAUUGUGUCAUUUCAGUGACUCUGACUCCAGUAACCCUGGAAAAAGGGAGGCUCACAUUCCAUCAGGCAGCAAAUCCAUCGAUAGCAGUUGUGUCUAAUAAUGUGAAUUAGUGCCGAUUUUCCACGUAGAAAUGCACCAUUUGUGUCGUUAAAAAACCCAUUCAGGUAGAACCAAUUGAGAUUCUUCAUUUGAAACCACUUUAAUGAGUUACACACGUGCUGUGUACGGUACAUUUUCCACAGACUCUUUUUUUGUACUGAAUAAUAUUUUUAUUGUCCACAAAAAACAAUCUUUUUGCUCAGUUGACAAUGUUGUAUAAUAGGACUUUAUUUUUAUCUUUUUGCACAAAAGUGUGAUGAUGAUUUUGUACAGCAGAAGUGAAAAUACAUCUCUGCAUUUUAUAUCUUGGGGCUGUUUCUUUUGAUUUUUACCCUGAUGUAGAUGUUCCUGAAAUAUAUUAUGGUGAUACUCAGCCACUACCUUAUACAAAUAUCUUUCUUUGUUUUCACUGCAUGCUUUUAAUCACUGUAUUACUUGAUGAUUGAGUUAUUAAUUACGGGCAUUUCAAUUAGGCAAGCAUGGAAAAAAAAAUGUAAUAACAAAGGCUAUUUUAUAACUGAGAUAUGUGCAUUUUUGUAUUUCACGUGCCAGAGAUGAUAUUAAACACUGAUUAUUUUA
Taeniopygia guttata (zebra finch) is the source of this 4460-nucleotide messenger RNA. RefSeq names its product receptor tyrosine kinase like orphan receptor 1 (gene ROR1). NCBI's taxonomy places the organism in Eukaryota, Metazoa, Chordata, Aves, Passeriformes, Estrildidae. Gene Ontology annotation, molecular function: Wnt-protein binding; protein kinase activity; ATP binding. Gene Ontology annotation, biological process: cell surface receptor protein tyrosine kinase signaling pathway; positive regulation of kinase activity; multicellular organism development. Gene Ontology annotation, cellular component: plasma membrane; signaling receptor complex. The record is from RefSeq and is a predicted model, not a curated record.